This is a messenger RNA of Haplochromis burtoni (Burton's mouthbrooder), 641 nucleotides long. RefSeq lists its product as uncharacterized. The record is from RefSeq and is a predicted model, not a curated record. NCBI's taxonomy places the organism in Eukaryota, Metazoa, Chordata, Actinopteri, Cichliformes, Cichlidae. The coding region runs from base 108 to 641 and encodes 177 amino acids. The transcript is spliced from 6 exons.
GGGUCUGGGAGUGGGCGGGGCUUGUCAAUUAGCUCACCGUUUAGCCAGAGCAGAGCCGUUUUAAUCUUUUAAUUUUCUGAACUUCUGGUUGGAAUAAGUUUAGAAAAAUGUCCCUUAACAGCACACGUUUUUAUUUUUGUGUUUUUCUGUUUUUUCUGCAACAUGAUAAAGUCCCGCUUAGUUACAGCAAAUACCAGGCAGUCCAGGCUUCAUCUUUGCAGACAUUGGGAGCUGUCAUUUUGCAACACCCUGUGAUGUGGGUGACACUCAGCUGCUUUGACAGGUGCUGGACAGCAGACACACUCGUAGACGAGCUGGCAAUAUUUCUUCAGGAUUGCCCACUUUCGGGGGUAAAGACCAAAACAGAAAAAGCGGGAAAAAUGGGAACCUUUGUUGCCACUAGAUCAGUUUCUUCUGCCAGUACCCAUCUCCAUCACUGCCACAUCAGCUGGUCCCAAGGUUGUGAGGUCAUCCAAACAUCUGGCCCCUCCGCCAUGUUUUCUAAGGUGCCACCUGACAAACCUGAUCUGUCUCUCACCGUAAAUGCACCUCAACAUGUGAAUGGCCUCCUGCCAGUUGGGCCUACUCCGAGUGCCGCAGUGUCAACAGUGACGAGAAAGGGCCAGAGGGGUGAUUUUUAG